Aegilops tauschii subsp. strangulata is the source of this 1743-nucleotide messenger RNA. Lineage: Eukaryota; Viridiplantae; Streptophyta; Magnoliopsida; Poales; Poaceae. The record is from RefSeq and is a predicted model, not a curated record.
AUGGAGGACGAGGCCGACACGGCCGCAGAAGAGAAGGAGUUCGCCGAGUGGGCGGGGUCUGCCGGGGAAACCAGCGGCGCCAGCGUCGGGGCUCCCCUUGUCGAAGACGUGGUCGAGGAGUCGGCCGAAGAGGAGACCGAGGCGGAUGACCCCCCGGCCCCAGGGAGAAAACAUGUCCUGCGGUGGGCUAGCACCGGCGAGCCGGUCCGGUCCAGCAGGACCACGCAGCGGCAACAGGCCCAGACGCAGCCCGGGCCGAGACGAGGGUCGCGGCCGCAAAGAAGCGACACGCAGACGCUGGCCCAGAGGGCGCGAAGAGAGCCAAGGCCUCAACGGGCGACAAGCCCCCCGGCGGGCACUCCGCACACGCCGUUGUUGGUGGAGAGCAGCCCGGACAACAGCCCCCGACGCAGCCCCCGCUUCAGCCCCAAGCGUGAGUUCAUUACUCGCCAUUCUCUGACGGGCAUUGGGGCACGAAUCCUUGACGCUGAUCUUGCCGGGCUUGCAGGGGGAGAGGGGCAACAGGAGGAGCCACUGAAGGCCACCUCUGACACGCUGCCCCCAUCGACCACGCCACCUAGAGGGGUGUCCCAGGCAAGGGCACCCUCCGCCGAGCCCAAGCGCACGGAGGAAGAGGAGGCGAUCUCGGACCCUCCCUCGACGGACCAGGAGGACAUCGACAUCGUCAUCCAAGAGGUCGCCAGGGAUGCCGAUGUCGAGGCCGCCAAGAUCGCGGCUGGGGAAACUGCCAAGUCUGCCGCCGAGGAGGCCGCAAAGGGGCUUGCUGGGGAGACCGGCGAGGCCGCUGCCGGGGAGGCCGGGACGGCGAGCGCUAGAGCGCCAGCCGAAGGGGAGGUGUUUGACGAUGAGGCGCUCGCCACCGCCGGGCUCCAGGUUAUUGAUGAACCGAGCGCCAGUGGCGGCGGUUCCCAAGAGGAGCAGUUCCUCUGGGCCAUGAGCGCCAAUUUCCAGAAGCUCCAGGCGCUCCACCGUGCCCGCCGAGACAAGGUGAACUCCAGGAUGGCAGCGGUGGACAAGGCGGAGGCAGAUUUUGAGGAGCGCAUCGCUCAGACGCAGGUCUGGUUUGGUGAGGCUCGGGAAGAACUGAGGGCCGCCCAAGGUGAGCUGGAUGAGCGCAAGCGAGACCUCAUCCUGAAGCAGGAGGAAGACCUUGUUGCCCGGGAGCAGGUGCUUGCCGCCAUGCUCCGCGGCAAGGAAGAGGAAAUCGGGAAGAUCGUCGCGCAGCGGACCCAGGAGCUGGAGCAGAGGCACAAGGACACACUCGAUGCUCUAGCCCUGGACAAUGCUGGGAAGGUGGUGAAGCUGGAGCUGGAGCGGGAGGAGCUGAAAAAGGAAGUCUCAGAGCUGACAGAGGAGAGGGACACGGCCAACCACACUCUGGCAGAUUCGCAGGUCACCGUCUCCGAUCAGAUCAAGAUGCUCUCCGAGGCCAACAGCUCCAUUGAUGAUCUAAAGCUGCAGUUGGGCGCCCUGGAGGGGAUGCUCUCAGAGCUCCGCUCCAAUCGAGCAGAUGAUCUGGCCAACGAGUCCCGGAGGCUCUGCCGGGGCGCCCUGACCAAGGUGCUCACCAAGGUGGCGUUCUGGAACCCCAGCCUCGACUUCGCCAACGCGCUUGAGAGCUUGCCGGAGGACACGGACCUCGCAGCUCUCGAAGAGCGUAUCGAGCCCAUCAUCAGUUGCGUCGAUGGAGUCGAGAGGGUGGAGGGCCAGCGCCGGGACUAG